CAUCUCGGCUUCCGUAGCAGCAACGAGUGGCUAAAAUAGCUGCCUGAUAAUAUUUCCUGAUUAACAAAUAACAGAGGUCGUCCCUGUUUAUGUCUUAAUAAACACUCAUAACGCGGUGUGCGUGGACAGAGCUUAUUUCCGGGAUGUGCUCCGUCGACGGAUGUGAAUCGUGGCAUCGCAACGCGCAGCGGUUUAAGUUACCGGAGGAUCCAGAGAUGAGACUGGAAUGGGUUCAGUUUUUGGCCACAGUUAAUAAGCAGCGUUUUAAAGAGUCGUCGUGGACUGAAAUCACUAUCUGCGCUGAGCAUUUCAAAAGGGACUGUUUGAUUUAUGUGGCUCCGACUGGGGCGGUGCAGCUAACGCCCGGUGCUGUUCCAUCUCUGUGUGUCCAGUCUAAGCCAGAGUGGCUCAGUGUGUCGGUCUGUCUUCGACCAAGAUCAGAACAUCGGAAAGAAAAGGAUCGCCAGAGGAAAAGAAAGGCUUUGGAGAACGAAACGCCAGAACAAGCGGAGCUGCGAAAGAUAAAGAACAGAGAGAGAAUGGCAGAGAGGAGGAAACAAGAAACAGAAAAGCAACGAUAUGAACGGUUAUCCAAGGUCAGAAGUAAAGUUGCAGAAACUCGUGCAAAAGAGACACCAGAUGCACAGGCGGCCAGGUUAUCCAAGGUCAGACGUAAAGUUGCAGAAACUCGUGCAAAAGAGACACCAGAUGCACGUGCUGCCAGGUUAUUCAAGGACAGGAGUAAAACUGCAGAAACUCGUAUAAAAGAGACACCAGAUGCACGUGCUGCCAGGUUAUCCAAGGACAGGAGUAAAACUGCAGAAACUCGUGCAAAAGAGGCACCAGAUGAAAGAGCUAUACGGUUGUCAGCAAACAGACGUCGAACUGCCAAAACUCACGCUGCAGAGACACCUGAACAACGAAGCACGAGAUUGUCAAGAGACACAAUGGCAAAAUUAAAAACAGCAAAUGCACUUACCACUGAAGAUGCAUCUAGAGCUUUCAGUGAGCGAAUUAAGGAAGGGCCAACAUGUGUCUGCUGUGUCUGUCAUCGGCUUAUGUAUAGGAAGACUGUUGUACGUUUUAAUCAGGAUAAAUACAACAAAUUCUCAAAGGAUGUCACCACUGAAUUGACCAACCAUUUGUCUACUGACUGCACUUGGAUCUGCAAUACUUGUGACUCUACAAUGAAGACAGGACAGAUGCCUGCACAGGCGAAGGCCAAUGGACUUCAUCUCAGUGACAUACCAGAGGAACUAAGUGACCUGCGACCGCUAGAGUGGCAAGACGGUGAUCAUGAUCUCUGGCAAGCAAUCAACCAAUCUCCAUGUGCAAGAACUGAUGAAGUUUCUACUGUUACAGUUCCCCAGGCAGCCAGAACAGACAUCUAUAGUAUAGCGAAAAGAUAUGGAUAUGACGUCGAAGAUGUGCCUUCAGAUGGUAAUUGUUUCUUCAAUGCAAUACAUGUUACCUGUGCCCGUUCCAACAUAGACUGUGUAUCGCCAGAUGAGCUGAGACAAGCGUUGGUGCGGUUUCUCAGGACAUCUAAUGAUGUGGACCGAUAUCAGCAGUUCAUCCCAGACCCAAUAGCAAGUCAUGAGGCAAUAGUUGCUGGCUACGAUGUGGACAUGCCAGAGGACAUUGACUUUGGGAUUGCUUGUAUCCCUGACGUAGUUGAUCGCCAAAUUGAAACGUGGAACCGAUAUGUGGAUCGACUGGAGAAGGGUGCCUGGGCAGAUAAUGUGACAGUUCAAGCAUUGUCGGACAUGAUGGACAUGGAGAUUCACAUCGUAACAACUAUCAAUCCGGAUGCCAUGACGAUUGUUAAACCACCAGAUGACAGUCCUUCUCGUCGAGUAGUCACCAUUGGUUUGAUUGAUCAAUGUCAUUAUGUGGCGCUUCGUCUGACGGAAGCAAAUCAAAGUACCAGUAAACCAGCACAAGUGGAUCAAAGUUCAUCAGCACAAACAGAUCAAAGUACUGUGCCACUAAUGAGCAAACAAGAAAGAGAAGAUGCAGAGGAUGACCGUGCAUUUGAGGAAACAGCAGCAGCGCGAGGCUUGCCGUAUAGUACCUGCGUGCAGGAGGACAAUCCACAGGACCAUGACAAUGAGCCUGUGGAAACCACUGAAGUUAAGACAUAUUCACCCUCUUUUCAUGAAGAAUCGAGGCUUCCCGCAAGAGAAGGCCCAGUUCCACUUAGUGUCUUAUGUUCAACAAGAGAUGUUUCCGAUACUUCAGUGUCUGAAAUGCUACCAAAAAAUGUGAAUAUUGAUUUGAUCCUGAAAAGAGCAGCACCUGUACAGACAAAGGAAAAACACCUCCUUAAGCUGUUCAACGAGAAGUGCCAGUCAUGUGGCUGUAAACUCAGAAUCGAUAAGGUGACCCACGGCGGGUUGGUUGUCUUUAACCAGCAGUGCCUUCAGUGUGUGCACAGAAACCAGAGGAAAAGCCAGGUCAGUACCAGUGCACCACCUGCUGAACGCCCUCACCUGACAGAAGGCACACAGGUCAUUCCAGAGGCCGGACCAACAGAAGACUCAUUUGUGUCUCAUGUUGGUGUUAAUGAGGUGACUGACUCGGUCAACAAAACAGAGGGAUCACGUGAUGAGACUGAAGUGGAUUCAGAGAGGAAGACAAGUGUGCCUCAGGUGAUCAGUGAUAAGGAAACUGAUAACGAUGAGGAAUCUGAGGACAAUGAGGAAUCCGAGGAUGACGAUGAGGAAUCUGAGGAUGAUGACGAAGCGGAGAGAACAUGUUAUAAUCUUGCUCCCCAGCCCAAUGAGCUCUGCACGGUGUGUGGGAAGUUUUACAGAAAACGCUGGCCUCACACAUGUGAGCACAUACUUAAGCCCUAUUCCUGCAACAUUUGUGGCAAGAGAUGUGCUAAUGAGCAUGCUGUAAACUCCCAUAGCAGAGUUCAUGAGGUAAAUUACGCGCAUCGGUGCAAAUACUGCCACAUGACAUUCAAAACAAAAGUGGGCAAAGUCAAUCAUGAGCAGAUCCACCAAACGGAAGGACAGCCCUAUAAAUGUUCUGAAUGUUCAGAAGCAUUUGCCACAAAUAAGGAACGCAGUCUCCACAUGGAGGAUCACACAGGCCCCAAGCAGUUGAAAUGUCAUAUCUGUGGGAAGGAGUUCCUCUGGACUCUUGCUCUCCAGAGACACUUAAAUGUGCACACAGGUCUAAGGCCUCAUAAGUGUUCAGUGUGCCAUCGUGGCUUCAACCAGCCAAGUCACCUCAAAUCUCACAUGCGCCUGCACACAGGAGAGAGGCCUUAUAAAUGUCAGCAUUGUGACAAAUGCUUCAAUCACAACGUGAGCUUGAAGAGUCACGUUCAGCGUUACCACACACCAGGCAAUGAACGUAAUAAUGCCAAGAGGAAAAAAAGGAACACUAGUGAUGCUCAGGGUGUUGGGAACAAAAUGGGUGAAGACUCUGUCCUUGCCACUGUAGAGAAGAUACAGGAUGCACAAUUGAGUGAACAGGAAAGAAAAAAGAAGAGACACACUGGUAGACCCAUUGGGAGGCCUAAGAGUUAUGCAUCAAGUAAUGUGGUGCUGGAAAUUCAACUGGAAGAUCCAAGUUCACAAAUUAAUACUGAAGAUCCACAGGCGGUGUCGACACUGACUGACAACAACGGGACCAUCUCUGAAUUAGCAGGGGAGGGAGGGCAGAAAAGCACGGACACAAAGGAUACCACAAAAUCGAGAAGAAAAAAAACACAUUUUGACAGUGACUCUGAAUUCGACCCAGAUGAAACAAAGAAGAAGAGAAGUGGUAAAUGCCCAGGGAAGCAGAGGGGGAGGCCAAGAAAAACUCCGGUGGUGUGAAGUUUCAUGAAAAGAACAUAAACAAUUGCACUUAAAUGAUACAGUAAUACAUGCAUAUUGAAUAAUAAUGACGUGACUUUUUACAUCAGUGACCACAAGGAAGAAAAAAAAAGACAAACCAUUAUCUGUUCAGAGAAGUUAAAGCUUUAAUUUCAAAACAAUUACAAAUGUGACUUGUGUAAAAUGACACUUAUCAGGACUGAUGUUAAACGCCAGUGCUUCAACUUGCUGGUGCUCAGGGCUGGCCCAAACCUCCAUGGGGCAACAUGAUGCUUCUGGGGUGACUGCACAGUUGUAACUGUUGCUUGGAUCAUUACAAUGUCAGUCUGGCAUGUUGUUACACUUACACUUAAACUGGCUUUAGUCUUAAAUGGUGUCAAAAUCAGAAGGAAGGCCUUGUGUUGAUUUUUUUGACUUCAUAUUCAAAAUGGCAGAAUACUAAGAGGUGAAUAUGGUGACAGCCUACUAUAAAGUAACCUAAUAAAACAAUACAUUUUUACUCUACUAACCAUGACAAUGACUUUUUGUUUGGUGUGAUUUAAGAGCUCCAAAAAUAAACAACAACAAAUUAUUAUUCUGAUAUAGUAUCAUUAAAUAUUCAAGUAGAAAAAAAUCCCACUAAAACAAAAGUCAAAUAAUGUAGUAAAACAGCACCUCGUUAAUAAGUGCAAAGUGUAUCUGUUAUUUUAUUUGAAUGGGGGUCAAGCAGCAGCUUGUUGGCUGAUGUGUAACCUUCUUGAACAUGAGAUACAUUUGAGAGGGGAAGGGAAGUCAUUUCAACUAUGCAAAUAACAGCAAGGCUUCUGUAGUUGGGUAGAUUGAUUAGAUAGAAUAUAAAACAAAGCGUUUCAAGGGUUUAUUUUGAAACCUCAGUAUGUCUAGUGCCACAGGUUGAAGAACAGAAGACAAUUUGACUGCAAAAAUGUCAACGAUACAUCACAGCCCACAAAAAGCUCUUGGAAGAUGAUGUGAAAUGUUAUUUUUUUUAAAAAAAAGGAAGUGAUAUUUAUUUUGUGUUCAAUGUGUUCAUGACUAACAGUUGUUAACACUCCACUCCUGCUCGUGUUAGGUUUUGCUAGUCUGUUACUUUGUUACAUUAUGCCAAAACAAAACGUUAUUUGCUGGUCAAAACUGCUAGAGGAAAUAAAUACUCUACUACACGUA
Molecule: messenger RNA, 4997 nt
Organism: Solea senegalensis (Senegalese sole)
Lineage: Eukaryota; Metazoa; Chordata; Actinopteri; Pleuronectiformes; Soleidae
Exons: 10
Coding region: 144-3833 (1229 amino acids)
Biological process (GO): regulation of DNA-templated transcription
Molecular function (GO): RNA polymerase II cis-regulatory region sequence-specific DNA binding; DNA-binding transcription factor activity, RNA polymerase II-specific
Source: RefSeq, a predicted model, not a curated record